Molecule: messenger RNA, 7217 nt
Organism: Nymphalis io (European peacock)
Lineage: Eukaryota; Metazoa; Arthropoda; Insecta; Lepidoptera; Nymphalidae
Product: WD repeat-containing protein 6
Exons: 6
Coding region: 109-3093 (994 amino acids)
Biological process (GO): tRNA methylation
Cellular component (GO): cytoplasm
Molecular function (GO): protein binding
Source: RefSeq, a predicted model, not a curated record
GGUAUUGUCAAUUUAUUAUUAUGUUUUAAAUUUUUAGAAGGAAAUUAUAACAAAAAAGUAAUUCAUAAAUAUAGAAUAAACACAUUUAACAUUGUCUUCUAAAAUAAAAUGUCUUUGUUAACGCGUACAGAUGUAACGACUGUUAAAUUUUUCAAUAAUUUUGUCUUGGCAGGUGUAGGAAGUUCAUUAGAGGUAUUUAACAAAGAGUCCGGUAAAUUUAUUCAAAAAAUUAAAAUAUUUAAUGGACAAAAAGUACAUAGCGUUGAAUAUUUGAAAUGUGAAUCAAAAUUUCUCAUAAUUGGAGGUAAACAGUUUUCCAUUAUAGAAUUGAUAUUUAAUUGUGAUGAAGAUGCAGUCUCAGAACAGCAGAUAGUAUGUUCUAUAUUAUGUAAUGACUGGCUUCAUUCCGGAACUUGGAUUUCUAAAGAAGAAGUAGCAGUUUUAACUGCCCAUAAUGUAGUGCAGAUUUGGAAUAUAAAAGAUGGAACAUUUGUUAAAGAGUAUAUAAGCAAAGAUAAUUCUAUAUUAUACAGUGGGCUAGUGUUUCCCCUACUAGACGAUAUCCUUGUAUUUAGUGGCACUGUAUUCUCUGAUGUCAUUAUACACCGGUGCGGUGAUGAUGCACCGCUGCAUCACUUAAAAGGUCAUAAGGGUGUAAUAUUUUCAAUAACUUAUAACUCUGAGAAAGCAAUAAUAGUUACCACGUCUGACGAUAGGUCGGUCAGGAUAUGGUCUAUCUGCAAUACGGAACCCGUUAGUUACGAAACUAGGAGUUACUGGAACAAUGCUAAUAUUACUUGUGUUCAUACUCUAUAUGGUCACAUGGCAAGAGUGAUGCGCAGUCUUAUUACAAAUGAUUUAAUUAUAUCAAUUGGUGAAGAUUCUAGAAUAUGUUUCUGGAAUCAUCAGGGGAAAUUGUUGAGGAAAAUACUUUCUCAUCAAAAUUCUUGCAUUUGGUCAUUAGAUGCUGACGACGAACACCUCGUAACGGGUGGUGGUGACUGUGGGGUUAUUCUUCACCCCCUAUCAUUAGUAUCGGAAUAUGGCCACAAAGAGAUUAUACCCAUUAAAAUUGACACACCAAAGAAAGUAAAAUUGACCGCCAGACAGAAUAUUAUUAUCAUGAAUGAAUCAAAUGAACUUAUUUACUACGAUGUCAGCUCAAAUACCAGCCAAACAUAUGAUUUAUGUCACACGUCGACAUAUAAGUUACUAAGUAUAUCUUCAUGCAAACAAAUCAUAGCAGUCGCUGAUAUGAAUGGGAAAUUAGAUGUUUUCAUUGAAAAUUGCAAAGGGGACGCUGUAAUUCAUAAAAUUAUUGAUACGCAAUUAAACUUAGGAAAAAUUCUUUCUUUACAUUGGGCUGGAAAUAGACACAUAGUUGUGUGCUCCGAAAAUGGUCUGAUAACAGUUUUGGCUUCGAAAGAAAUAGAUACUGAAACAGUUGAUGUAUUCCAACUCCCCCCUUGCAAAGAGCGCUGGUUGACAUCGAGCGCUCUCAGCUCUAACAGAGAUGUGCUAGUAGUGGGGGAUAGAUGUGGUCACAUUCACGUAUACGUUCGCGGUAAUAGAAACCCUGUCAAAAGUUUCGAUAGGAUUUACGAUAGAUACGGUGCCACAUCAAUAACUAUAAGAAAUAACGAAAUAAUAACAACGGGUCGAGACGGCAAGAUCAAAUAUUUUUCAUUGAACAGUUACGAUAAUCAAAUUAAAUAUAUGUGUUCUAAAGAUGUAGAGUUUCAAUGGCUAGAAAAGUUUUUGGACAAGAACGAGAAUUACCUCUGUGGGUUUCAAGAGAGAGUUUUUGUAGUCUAUGAUGUUAAAAAUAAUAUCAAAGUUCUGGAAGUGGCGUGUGGUGGCGGACACAGGUCAUGGGACGCGGUUCGUUACAUUGAAAAAAUCAAUGGUAAUUUUGAAGAAUUCAUACGAAUAUUGUAUCUCAAAAAUUACACACUACAUUCGGAAACGUUUCAGCUAAGUAAAAUAAUGUCGAAAAACAUAAUAAACGGAAUACAUUCUAAACAGAUAAAUUGUUUGAAAACUUACAAAUAUGAUGAGGAGAAUACUUUGUCAAUAUUCAUAUCAGGCGGGGAAGACACGACUCUGAGAGUAUCGAGCUCAGAUCAGAAAACAAAACUAAAAGAUGAACUUAUAUUUAAACAACUAUCAAGUAUAAGAACAUUAAAAUUUCACCGUCUAGAUAAAAAUAAAAUACUUUUAAUAUCAGCUGGCGGACGAGCACAAAUAUGCGCUAAAAUACUUACAUUCGAUCGAGAUAACAUUAAAGUCACUUCAGAAGAAUUAGUUGACUACCUUAUAAAAGGCACAGAUAAAGAAAGAAAAGGUGACAAAAACUGGAGAGACUGUUCUAUAGAUUUUGAUCCAGAGACUAGAAUAAUGGACUUGGAGAAUGUUAAGAUAGAUGAUGAUUUUGUAAUCAUCGCAGCUUGCUCGGACGCUGCCAUACAGAUAUUUAACUUGAAUACUGAAAAAAGAAAACUAAAUCCAGUUCAAGAGAUCAGAUACCAUAAAACUUGUAUUUUAAAAACACAUGUUUUUCAAUUUAUAGACAAGACCGCACUCGUGACUUGCACGACUAGAGGUGAGGUUGCAUUUUGGGAAGUCGGAAAACUGCCAGAGGUUUUGUCGUGCGAACCAAUGUUUUCAGUACAAACAAAUAAAUCUGGAAUAAACGGCGCCGAUGUUAAUGUAAUUGACGAUACAAGAUUCAUAUUAGCGACAGCGGGAGACGAUAACGCGAUACACAUAAAAGUAAUACAAGUCGAAAAUAAUCAUUUCAAUUCAAUGAAAGUCGUUAAUUCUUGGUCGUCUGAAAAAUAUCAUUGCUCACAAAUAACCGGUCUCAAGAUAAUCGAAGAUUUGAUGAUCUCAACGAGUAUUGACCAGAGGUUGACUUUGUUCACGCUGUCCGUGACUGACGACGGAGUUGAAUGUGACUUCCAUUCGCAAUAUUACAGCGACGUGUCCGACAUACACGGUCUGGAUGUUCUGGAUGUUUCGACCGAGUCAAUUACGAUCAGCGUCUUCGGAAAGGGGAUAGAAGUUCUUCAAAUACCCAAACCUACCAAAUAAUUAACAUAGAAAAUAAUCGUUGGAUUGAGAGGACGAACACUUUGAGAGGUCGACAGAUUUUGACAUACGAUAAGAUACAAGGACGUGUGUGAGCUGGAUGGCCGUGCCGAGACCUAGUGAACCAUAGACCUAUGAGGGAUGAAUCACAAACGAUCGGGAAACAAACUUCCCGCACAAACAUUCACAGGCGUUAGACGGGCGACGUGACGUGGCGAGCGCCGACAAUCAGUCAAUGCUACCACCACGUGGUACCCUACUGUCUCACGUAAAGAUAUUGCCUAGUUGACUGCUGCUAGUUAAGCGAAGUCGAGAUGGCCUAGUGGUUAGAACGCGUGAAUCUUAACCGAUGAUCGUGGGUUCAAACCCGGGCAAGCACCACUGAAUUUUCAUGUGCUUAAUUUGUGGUUAUAAUUCAUCUCGUGCUUGACGGUGAAGGAAAACAUCGUGAGGAAACCUGCAUGUGUCGGAUUUCAUUGAAAUAAUGCCACAUGUGUAUUCUACCAACCCGCAUUGGAGUAGCGUGGUGGAAUAAGCUCCAAACCUUCUCCUCAAAAGGGGAGAGGAGGCCUUAGCCCAGCAGUGGGACAUUAACAGGCUGUUACUGUACUGUUACUGUAUUUAAGCGUAAUACGUGAAGAUUGUGAUCCUUCACUGAGUUUCUUGCCGGUUCAUCUCGGUAGAAUCCACAUUACGAUCCGGUGAUAGCACUUAACGAUUCUAAAGUACUUGUGAAAGUCUAUUUGAAUAAAAAAAUAUUUUGAUUUGAUUUUGUAACCCCACACACCUACAUUGUACAAGAUAUAGUUUGAAUUGUAAAUGGAUAAUGAAAAUAUAUUUAUUAAUCAGCUAGGAGACGUUUUUUACGUGUGUAGUAGUGUAGCACACAGUGACUAAAGCCGAAAUAAACCAGUUUUCUUUAACUACAACGUGCCUCGAAUUCUCGCAUAAGUAGCAUUACAAGUGUCAUUUUGUCUAUUUUAUAAUUUUCUUACUAACUACUUUAUAAUAAAAUAUAUGUAAGUUAAAAUUUACGUCGUAAAAAAUGUCACAAUGAAUAUUAAUUCCAUUAUGAUAACAGAGGAAAAACUUAAUGCUAUGCCAAUCUAUUGAGGAAAAGUAAUUUCAGACUGAGACGAGGUGUUAGAUACAAUAUCUUUUUUUAUAGAAUGGAAAUGUUAACCAUCGUUUACGUCGUCAAUGCGCCACCAACCUUGGAAACUAAGAUGUUAUGUCCCUUGUGCCUGUAAUUACACUGACUCACUCACCCUUCAAACCGGAACACAACAAUACCAAGUAAUGCUGUUUUGCGGUGGAAUGUCUGUUGAGUGGGUGGUACCUACCCAGACGAGCUUGCACAAAGCCCUACCACCAGUAAACCACAACUACCAGAACGAAUUAUCAUUAAGAUUUUUGGUUUAAUGCAAUGAUGAGGAUGACUAAAAUGUCUAGGAUAAAAAUUCUACAGUAACCAUAACCCAAACGACGUAACUUUUUAAGAGGUCGACAGAUAUUGCUAAGUAAGUUCCUCAUUGCUCUAUGAUAUUAACUUUGUGAAGAUUAUAUCGAUUUACAAAGUUGCGUUUAUAAUUUUAUUACUAACUUUAAAUCUGUUUAUAAAUACAGAAUAAACAGGUAUUUGUAUUGAGUCAAUAUUACGGUUGGUAGAUUAUCAUCGGCAGUAAAUGGUUUUGCACGUUAUCUGAAGAUUUAUCUCGGCUCAUCAUGACAGCAAAUAUCUAAUCUCACUGUAUGUUAACAAUACAGGGAUUAUAACUUCUAGAAUGCAUUCGAUAUUCUCUUGAAAUGCAUAUCAAAGGAAGUAUAUCAAAAACUUUUAUUAAACUUCAACGCCUAUUAAUUCGUGUUUUUAUUCUCGGGCUUGACGGUGUAGGAAAACAUUUUGAAACCUGCAUGUGUGUGAUGAAAAUCUCCCACAUUUGUUUCCACAAACCCGCAUUCAACUAACUCAAUGAAAAAUGAUUGGUUUCGAAGUUGCUUAUAUGAAUGGUAUAUAGAAUGAAUUUCACGACUCGUAACUCAAAAACUAUCAGUUACUGAUGUACAAUACAGUAACAGCCUAUGAAUGUCCCACUGCUGGGCUAAGGCCUCCUCUCCCUUUUUGAGGAGAAGGUUUUGCAGCUUAUUCCACCACGCUGCUCCAAUGCGGGUUGGUGGAAUACACAUUAUGCAGAAUUUCAAUGAAAUUAGACACAUGCUUACGAUGUUUUCCUUUACCGUCAAGCACGAGAUGAAUUAUAAUUACAAAUUAAGCACAUGAAAAUUCAGUGGUGCUUGCCCGGGUUUGAACCCACGAUUAUUGGUUAAGAUUCGCGCGUUCUUACUACUGGGCCAUCUCGGCGUCUCGUACAAUAACGAUUCUUUAAAUCCUGGCAUUAGUGUAUGGAUUCGUGCACUGAAUUUUUAACUUGAAAGCUUGUUCUCAUCGUUAAGGUAUAAAGGGAUGAAAGUCCUUCAUUUCUAAAGAAAGAGCUGUAGAAAUUGGUAUUUAGUAAUACUGAAUGAUGACGCAAGCGAAACCGCGGGUAAAGCUAGUAGUUCUGUAUAUGCAUACCUAAGCACAAGGUCCACUGCCAGUUAUAAAUAAAGACAGGUAAAAUUGAAAAUGUUAUCAAAUUUUUGUAGAACUGGUUACACUACCGUUUCAAAGAGAAUUGAACAAAUAAAUUUCGCAAUCCAUUUAUUAAAAUGGCUAAUCGUCCUGGCUUCGCACCCAUAGAUGAGAAGAAAAAUGUAUUUUGAAUAGGAUUUGCGUAAAAGUGUUCUUAAUGAGCGUCUACUUCUGGGUAAGAGUAACUGACAAAUUUAAGGUUAACGAGCGGAUAGUUUAGAAGAACUCGUAAUGAGCGGUAUUUUGUUUAUAUAAGUAUAUAGAUGAGUAAAGAAAAGACAGUUUGGAACCAUUUUCUCUUCUCUUUUUUUCCUGUUAGAAUUGUAAAAAAAAACAAUGUAAUGCAAUGAUGGUAUUUCGACCACUGCGAGAAAACUAGUGUUUUAUAAAUGAUCAACUUACAAAACUGAAGUAAGUAUCAGAAUGUGACAAAUAAUCACAUGUAAUGGUGUUCUUGCAGUUAAUAAUGUAAAAUAAUGUGUGUCCUCCGUACCGACUUCGGCCACGGCGGCCAAUCUCAAGAGAAAUAAGCCAACUGUGCGGCGAUCCGACACGACCGAAAAGAGUUCAGGCGCAGCACCAACGUGCGUACUUUCCGAGGCAAGAGAGUGUACACACUUCCAAACUCCGGGCUGCUACAGAGAAUUAUCGAUAGAAAAACCCAAUAACUUUUUAUUGGCCCGGCCUGGGAUUUGCACCUGGGACCUCGGGGUCUGCGGCCACUAGAUCAACAAAGCACCUAAUAAUACAAAAUAGGUCUUAAAAUAAUUUCAUGACAAAUAUGUCGUUGUCGAAAUGAUAAACAUCGUAUAAAUAAUAUGAUAGUCAUUUACUAUCAUAUUUUUUAUAAAAGCUGACAGGAAAUAUGUACGUUGCGCGGAUCAUACAGAGUCAGUUAUAGUUAUUAAUAAUUAAGUGAUUAUUUACGAUUACGUAAUAUAUUAACAAAAGUUAAUACUUAAUUAUUGAGAUGGUUUCCUAUGAUUAUAAUUAGAAAACGUUGAAAAUAUUAAUUUGUAAAAUUAAAAUGAAUCGGUAAAAAAAAUUCACACCAUGGGAGUUGAUAUUCUUUAAUAAGUUUUAUAAAAAAUAUACAAUUUCAUUAUAGUAUUGUUACCUGUAAAUUGGUAAAUUUGAGAUUAAAAAAAACCACUGAAUUUUUUUCACCGUUUCUUUUUUGUUAGCAGAUUUUUGACAAUUGAUAAGCAAGUGCAACACUUCUGUAUUAAAUAAAUAUUUUUGACCUCUGAAUUGUAGUUACAAUCAGAAUCAGUAAACCCUUCAAUCGUAGGUACGUGUAUCGGGAUAGAAGUCAAUCUCAAAUAGUUUUAAAAAUACCUCUAUAAAACCAAACAAAUAAAUAAACAGCAUACGUUUUAUAAAGAAACAGUGGAGUUUGUCUUAAGAUCCACCAGGCGAUCUCAGUUCCUACAAUAACUUAAUUCAAGUAAAUUAUCUUUAGUGCUAAAAUAUAAUCUGUCGGAUGAUAGCGGCG